AUAUGGUCAGGGUUCAAUCCCUGUACACGUGGAUUACUUGUGGGGUUUUUGACAUUAAUAUUCGCGAGGUGCUGCGUUAUUCUGGAGAUCUUGGGCUAGACGAGCCUAAAUUUAGUUUGUUCGAGAGCCAAUGUGAGACACCAGAAAUUCAGGUAAUAUUGGAUGAUGACAUAUUGAAGUCAGUUGAAGCUGUUAAAGUAAAUAAGGACGGUGUGCACUCAAAAUCAAAGGGGGUGACUUGGGCUGCCCCAAAGGCUGUGGAUCGUUGUGUUGAGAGUGAUGAUGAUUCUUUUAUGCCUCCGGAGCCUAAAAAGGGUUUGCCGCCCAGAGUUGCUAGUCAUAUUAAAGCAACAGCGAAAUCACCUCUUGUUAUGAGUGAUGAUGAUGAUUUCAUUUUCCAUGGUGAGAGAACAGUGUUCACCAGGAGCAAAUCAGUGGAGGAGCCAUUGGUAGUGUCUAAUAAAAGGCCAGUUGCUCUGUCAAUGAGGCUGAGAAUGCCUGUGUGUGCGCUCAAGCCAUUCAAGUUUCCAUUUGUGGCUGUUGCAAAACAAAUUUUGGACCUAAUACUUAGCAAGGAGUUUAUCGACAAGUACCCACAGGUCCCUCUGUUUAAGUGCACUUCUCCAACUGGCGAUGAAUUUAUAGCUGAUGCUAAAUAUCUGGUUACCUGCUUUGGUCCUGCCGGUUGCAUUGAUACUGAGUUGAUGGAUCUUGUGAUCAGCUAUUGGAAGGGAAGCCCUGACUACAAUCAUGUGUAUAAAUCCGGAGAUAGGGUGUUGCUCAGCCCGUAUGUGAUAAAUUAUCUUCUUGAAAUUGAUCCGUACCAUCGGCCAGUUGAUGAAGAUGGGCAGGAGAUCCUGAGGCCGCCCUUCAAUGUUAAACUUGCUGCUCAGAAGUUCAAGCUAUACAUAAAAGAGAACCUGCUCGCUGCAAACCUGAUCAUGCUACCAUAUUGGAAUCGGAAUCAUUUCACACUGUACACUAUGAACAAGUAUCGUGAGUCCCUGGAUAUCCAUGACUCAUGGAGAUACACAGGGCGUAACUUUUCAAGGAAUCGAUUCCAUGAAGAACGUGUCGAAAUUAUGUCCAGGAUGUCGUUGUUGAUGAAGGAGGUGUAUGGCGAAGCUGCAUACAACUCUUCAAGACAUCCCCGUUGGGAACAUCUGGCAGAGAGAUGUAGCUACGCGAAAAUGCCAGAGCAAGGGGUUAACGAAUGUGGCGUUUACAUGUUAAAAGCUGCUUUUUUGUAUGAUGGCAUCAAGCUAGUAGAGGAAGUGAAGAAGCAUGAUCCACAUUCUGCAUACUGGAAGGCCGAGUGCCUUUUUAUGUUCUUUUCCACCCUAAUAAUGAGGUUCGGCGCGACCAGUGGCCGGGGGAGAUGGCUGACAUUGCUAAGUUGUUAUAAGCGGGAUUGCAGGACAACAACACAAUUAACAUCUUAA
Molecule: messenger RNA, 1442 nt
Organism: Triticum dicoccoides
Lineage: Eukaryota; Viridiplantae; Streptophyta; Magnoliopsida; Poales; Poaceae
Exons: 8
Coding region: 3-1442 (479 amino acids)
Source: RefSeq, a predicted model, not a curated record